This is a messenger RNA of Bombyx mori (domestic silkworm), 1113 nucleotides long. RefSeq names its product mortality factor 4-like (gene MRG15). Lineage: Eukaryota; Metazoa; Arthropoda; Insecta; Lepidoptera; Bombycidae. The transcript has 6 exons. The coding region runs from base 28 to 1047 and encodes 339 amino acids. Gene Ontology annotation, cellular component: nucleus; NuA4 histone acetyltransferase complex. The record is from RefSeq and is marked provisional. Gene Ontology annotation, biological process: regulation of DNA-templated transcription; chromatin organization.
GUAAACAAAUAAUCACAUUAUGUAGCAAUGGCACCAAAGUUAAAAUUUGCUGAAGGUGAAAAAGUGCUAUGUUUCCACGGACCGCUAAUUUAUGAAGCAAAAUGUUUAAAAAGCUCAGUUACAAAGGACAAACACGUGAGGUAUCUUAUUCAUUACGCGGGAUGGAACAAAAAUUGGGAUGAAUGGGUGCCUGAAAGCCGUGUUCUGAAGUACAAUGAAGCAAAUGUACAAAGGCAGAAAGAAGUCCAAAGAGCUCAUUCCGCACAACCAACUAAAACUAAGAAAACUCCCGCAAAGGGUAGGAAAUCUGAUGCAGCAGUUGCUGCAACUACUCCAGCUAGAGAAGAAUCAAGAGCAUCUACCCCUGCGAGUAGUACUCAAGUAAAAGAGUCCGAUAGUACACCAGCUCCCGCAAAAACAACUAAAACUCAGAGUAAAGAUACACCUGCUGAUUCUGGAUCUGAUCAACCUAAAAAAAAACGAGGACGUCUAGACUUGUCAAUAGAAUCCGAAGAGCAAUACCUAGCAAAAGUAGAAGUUAAGAUCAAAAUACCCGAAGAACUGAAGGUUUGGCUCGUUGACGACUGGGACGUGAUCACAAGGCAACAGAAGUUAGCUAUUUUACCAGCAAAAUUAACCGUUAGUCAAAUAGUGGAUAAUUAUUUGGCUUUCAAGAAAUCUAGCAAGUCUCACAACCAGGCUAAGGAGUCUGUGCUGGUCGACAUCACGGAGGGGAUCAAGGAGUACUUCAACGCGACCCUGGGCUCUCAGCUGCUGUACAAGUUCGAGAGGCCGCAGUACAGCGAGAUACUGCAGGAGUAUCCCGACACCCCGAUGUCUCAGGUGUACGGCGCCGUUCACUUGCUGCGGUUGUUCGCGAAAAUGGGUCCGAUGCUGGCGUACACGGCGCUCGACGAGAAGUCGCUCCACCACGUGUUGUCGCACAUCCAGGACUUCUUGAAGUACAUGGUGACGAACAGAUCGACGCUUUUCAAUUUACAAGAUUACGGCAACGCCACGCCUGAAUAUCAUAGGAAAAUACAGUAAUUUAUAGUUUUUAAGAUGUCUGUUUGUACAUUUAGGUAUUACGAAAUAAAUAAUCGUUGUGAUUUA